AAUUUGCGCUCGGGUGACUCGAGUAAAUACUAAACGGAAUCUGAGCUGAAUUAUAAUUCGUCUAGAACUAGGACAUGGUGUCUCCGCCCACUUCUAAAAACCGGGUCGCUGAUUGGACAAAGAUUCGUGAUUGAGGCGGAGUCCAUGGGUGUGGCGUGAAGUUUGACCGAACUAUGAUUGGCUUUCGUCUCCCUCUAUCACAAUCCGAAUAGCGGCUCCCAGAGCCAAACCACAUUUAACACAUUAAGCAACUGAUUCUGGUAAAGUGCCGUUGAUAUCAGCAUAGGAUAAGUAAUACUGCGUCAUUGUUUUCAAAUUUGAGAAGUUUAAAUGAGCAUUCAGGAACGCCAAACACCUUAAUUUCACCAGAGCGAAAUAAUUUCCUUCUCUUUUAUUUUGUCCAGUGCGUCAGAGCGCAGAAUAAUGUGUAGAUGAUAGAUAUCCGUCUACUUUCAAUUAAGACGAACACAACGGAAAACUCACUUGACAUGCACUUCAUGGACUUCAACGGACAACUACGGUAAUAUAAGGUAAAAUUCUAGGAACAUGAAAUGGUGGUCACAGGAGAAGAGAGCACCAUCCUGCAGUUGCAGGAAUGGAGGACACGAGCCACCUGCCUCCAGAUGGUGGUGGCAACCCCAAUCUAUCCUCCUCAACCCUCCAAUCAGAGUGUGAAAUGGAGAUCAGAACGGUCAGGAAGGAGCAAAGUGACCCAGAGACCUCUUCACAAAUGCGUGUGAGAAAAGAUGAUCUCUGUGAUGUGCCUCACAAGGUGCCUCGUUUCCAGUAUGUGGACUUUCCCUCUCUGCAUCAGUGUAUCCAACAGUUUUCUGUGCCUCCUCUGAAUGGUUGGCUGGGAUCAUGCUCGUUGGCAAAGGCACCAAACCAUAGACCUGUCAGUCCCAAAGAGAAGGUGCCCAAGUAUAAGUAUGUGGAUUACCCCUCUCUCCACCACUGCAUUCAGCAGCUGUCUGUUCCUCCGUUAGAAAGCUGGAGUGCAGGGCUGGUCAGGCUCAAUGCAGAGGGAAGACAGGAAGGGUCUGGGUUGCAGAAGAGACCUUCUCAGCCUGGGACUGUAAGAAACAACCAAAGGGUUCAGAUGAAUGAGGCUGGAGAUCAGAACAUGGAGGACAGGAGUAGAGUAACAGUAUUUUCUUUCCAACAUACAAACUCAGUCACAGGCAAGGAAGAGAGUCCUGUGGGGAAUACUCAGAGAGCCUUCAUCUCAGACAGGGAGAGAGGAUUGCCAGAGUGGGUAGAGAAAGGUAACGCACCAGAUUGUGAUUCCAGGUUCGAAUCUGGUUCUGGAUCUCAGACAGACACAGUGGUGAUGAGAAAAGACAGACCUUCAGUUAUUAGCAUGGUGCACACAAAGAAGCAGCAGCAUUGUACAAAGGCAGAUCACCGGGAAGAUCAAUGGGACUCCUCAGAUUCAGUCGAACAGGUACCAUGGAAUACUCUAGAGUUAGUAUGCCCAUUCUGCCAACAGAUGUUCACAAAUCCUGAGAAGUUUAGAGCUCACCAGCAGAGCCAUAGAGAUAAGGUAAUUCACAGGUGUCUAAUUGGACUGAUCUGCUCAGCCAGGAGAGAAAUGCUUCACCAAAUAAAAUAAUGGAUAUCCAAGACGGCAAGAACCCAGACCCCAGAAAUACAUGCCCGGAGUGUUUCUCCCCACUGAAACCUGCAGAUAUAAAAGGAUGCUCUAAUGCAUUGCUUCAAUGUACUCGAUGCCCUACCACUCAGUUCCUGUGUUCAUCCUGCCUCUACCCCUGCACAUCUACAACUGACCCUGAUUCUUCUUCCUGCACCAACACUCUGUGCCCACUGGUCUCCACACUGCUAACAUGUGGAGUGGUGUCAGAUCAAAAGAGUAAAGUUCUUGGGUGUCCCGAGUUCAGAGCAUGUCCCAAGUGUCACAAUUUAAUUAUGCAUGAAAAAGGAUGCAAGUUUAUCACAUGUACAUCAUGCCGUCACCAAUUCUGUUUCAUCUGCUUGCAAAAUGACUGUAAAAAGGAUAAGGAAAACUAUUGGUCCCUAACUUGCAAAAAGCCAAGAGCAGAAAGACAGAGAUUUCUAUCACCACAAGCCUGAAAAGCGAUUCAUUUCAGGCAUGGGAACGAUUCUAUUUACAGCCUAUAGACCUUAUUCACAUUAGCACUAUCUUUGUUUUAUUUUUAUUUUUAAUGGGAAUGACAACGAGGCUGUGAGAGACAGACUUCCAGUCUCUUCAGUGGGCUAUACUGCAGUUUAAAGUGUUUUUGGAUCAUUCAGUGGACAAAACAUUGAUAAAAUAUCUGUCCAAGAACAUUCAAUAUACAAAGAACUCCAGACAACAUGAGUUUUGGAAAAUCAAAUGUGAUCUAGGAGCUUUAUACCAUUCGUGCCAUUGAAUAGAUGAUAAGUCUAUCCCUCACAGCCUUGUUGUCAUUCCCAUAAAAAUCUCUAAAAAUCUAAAGAUUGCACUAGCGUGAAUAAGGUCUAUUCAGGAAAUGCAUAAAAUCUGAUUGACCUGAAAUUUUUAUUUUACUGACCUGGACUAUGGUUUGCAGGCACAACAAAAGUAUGAAAAAUGAUUAGUGAUUAAACUACAAAUCCCAUCCAAUACAAAAAAAUUUGCACUAGUUGACAUAGAAUAUCGGUGUGCAAUCUUGUGCUCAUCACAAGAGUAACUGAUGCGCUCUGUUAAAUAACACAUGGAUUCAGCUAACAAAGCACCAUUUAUGUGUCUAAAUAUCCUAAAAAUACAUUUACCAUCAUAUCUGAUAAACCACAAAAAUGGUAAACUGGGAAAGUCUGCAUCUAUUAUUGUAGAACUACACAUAGUCAGAUGUCUUUGAGGGUGGACUCUGACCUGACCUGUUACUGGUGUUUAAGGCCUCUGUGAUUUAAUCAUAGCAGUGACCAAAGUUGGCAUCUCACUAGCUGACUCCAAACAACUCGAUUUUGGCAGAGUGUCACACUUGCCGAGAUCUCACACUCUCAAGUCGGAAUAUAUGACACACUUGCCGAUUCAAAAUAGUGGAGGGGUGACAGAGAUUCCGACUCUCUCUCCAAUUUCCUACCCUGUGGAGCUCACCGAAAUAACAACAGGAGUACCACAUGAACAUAAAUAAUUAUAAAAGAGUGAUUUAGGAUGUAAUUCAUUUAAACACAUUCACAAGGUGAAGUUACUAAGUACUUAUCCCCCAAAGGCUUGCCGUAGAACAUGUAUUUCCAUAUGCAGCUUUCAUUGAGUAAAGAAAUUAUGUUCAAUAAAAACAGACUGUUGUAUCUCCGUUCUCUGAUUUUAUUAGUCAUUUUUAGUGUAGGAGAACUCCAGAAAAACACUUUGUGACAGAAUCACUAUUACAAAUGGUGUUUGUGAUGAUAUGCAGCUGUGAGUUUGAUCGCUGAUGAAAACGUUCAGAACAGCAUGACAUCUCGUCAGUUCUUCAGUAAAAGAAGCUCACUGGUCACUUGACGAGCCCGCAAGAGUCUGCUUCGGCAAAAGAACGUUUUUCUAACAGUUCUGGUUUACUUUUCCAGUUCUGGAGACAUUAACUCAGGGAGUCCCGACGGUCAAAGUAUUAACGACCUACCGCUGGCAGAUGCUAAUAUACACUUACCUAAUGCACAGUCUCUCACCAACUGGCUGGCGAUUAUGUAAAUUAUAAAUGAUUGUAAUUGUACAUUGUAAAUGAAGGUUACUCCAGACAAUCGCAGGAACAAUUGGCUAGUUUGACACUGGCUUAAUUUGUUGCUCAACAGUUAGUGGGUUGUCAAACUGAAGACCAGAAGAACAAUGCUUAUUAUUACUGCUCUCUAUAAAUACUUAAUUCUGAUUUAUCAAUUUCAGAAUUUUCAAAAGUUUUUUACUGCUCACUAAACUAUAUAAUAGGCUUUUGACCUAGGCAACUGAGAUUACUCAUAUAACUGUGCUAAUUUCACCUUUCUCAUUUCACUCAUGAGGCCUCUCUCUAAUAUAACAGUUUUAAAUCAAAUCAAUGUCAACUAAAAAAUGUCAAUUUAUUUAUUUAGUAUAUAGUCAUGAAAAACAGGCAUAAUGUAUAGUGAGCCAGUCAUUAUUGCACAAUAAAUCGGGCCACGGUUUUCAAACGGGGGAGGCACGCCACCCCAGGGGGGCGCCAGAGCAUGUCAGGGAAGGUGUGGAAAUUGAUGAUAAAUUCACCAAGCAAAAUCAAAGUACACAUAAAUAUAAUACAAAUUUAUAGUGAAGAUAAAGGAAAAAAAUGCUAAAAUGCUCCAGCUUAACAGACCGUAGCUCUAUGGCGCUAUAAUAAUGUUAAAAUGUCAUGAACGCAUGCAUAUCACGUGAGAGUGCAUCCAUGUACCGGCUGCACGAGAGCAAAUCAAUUCACUCGCACACAGAUUUCCUUCGCUCUCGCACAAAACUGGACACAUGCUCUCACAUAUACGCUGCUCUAUGAAAUCUCCCUGCUCUCGCUCAGAGAGUGUGUGUGCAUGCUCAAAACGUGUCAUAUGCACUCGCAAAUCAAUCAUAAAGCCAUAUAGCUCUGCCUCAUUCAUUUAUCAAGACGUGUCCAUUAUUACGAAUUCAACAUGAUACAGAGUCGACGUGUCUUCGUGUUUUUGACAGAUGAAGUUUCACAGAGACUGGCUCAUGUGAUGCGAGUUUAUCACAAAUAUAGGCUAAAAACAGUUAAAUAAUGCCAUUAUCAUAAGGACAAACUUGUAUUUGUAAUAAAAAUAAUGCAAAAUACAGUUUCAUAUUAUUAUUAGAAAUACUUAGAGCUGUUAAUCACGCAUCAGUGUAUGAUGCAUUAAUGAAUGAGUCUAUUAUGAAUUUUGAUAUUAUGAAUUUUGAUAAUAUAACACUAGAGAAAAAUAAAAAUAUAUUUUAAGAUAAAGCUUUAAAUAAGUGGCCAGAACAGUAGCCUACUGUUGUUUUUAGUGGAAGUUUUUUUUUUUUUUUUUACAUUUAGCAAUAUUCAAUAUUUACUUGGCUAUUGUAUAGGCCUACACACAACAUUGUUGUGUGUAGAGUAUUAUUAUAAUGUUUAUAUAUAAAUAUGCCAAAAAAGGGAGGGGGGUAAGAAGGGCGCAGUCUUGUAAAUUGUCUCUCUGUCAGAGGGGGGCUUACUGUUUAAAACUUUGAAAACCCCUGCUUUAUGGUGAUACAAGACCUUUCAGAGUUUAUUUUGCAAUAAUGACUGAAAGACUUUACAUUAUCCCUUACUUCUUUUAUAAGAGGCCAGCAAUCAUUCAAUUUCAAUGAUCGCUCUCAUUGGAGCAAUACAGAAAGAUACAUUGUUUCAUUUUAAGCAUUUGUAUUAAAGUAUUUAUAUUAAAGUACACCAGAGUACUGUCCAGAUUCAGGGUCUUAUUGUCAGGCACAUGCUUUUGAAAGGCAUUAAGGUAUAAUGGGUAUGGAUUUGGCAGAUGCUUUUCAUUUAAAGCAAAUUUUAAAUACACUCACUCCAAAGACAGGCCCCCUAGAGGAAUUUCAGGAUAAUGCAGGUAUGUAAUCAUAUA
Myxocyprinus asiaticus (Chinese sucker) is the source of this 5493-nucleotide messenger RNA. RefSeq lists its product as uncharacterized. The coding region runs from base 596 to 1612 and encodes 338 amino acids. The record is from RefSeq and is a predicted model, not a curated record. The transcript is spliced from 5 exons. Lineage: Eukaryota; Metazoa; Chordata; Actinopteri; Cypriniformes; Catostomidae.